Molecule: messenger RNA, 3254 nt
Organism: Mercenaria mercenaria
Lineage: Eukaryota; Metazoa; Mollusca; Bivalvia; Venerida; Veneridae
Product: spermidine synthase-like
Exons: 8
Coding region: 60-974 (304 amino acids)
Biological process (GO): spermidine biosynthetic process
Cellular component (GO): cytosol
Molecular function (GO): spermidine synthase activity
Source: RefSeq, a predicted model, not a curated record
UUAAGCGGAAAUAGCGUGAUUAUCCGACAGUCAGCUGUCAACAGUUAGCUAAAAGAAGGAUGGACCGCUUGAAAGACGGAUGGUUUAGCGAAGUGAAUGACUUAUGGCCUGGUCAAGCAAUGUCGUUAAAAGUGGAGGAAGUUUUAUUUCAUGAAAAAUCAAAGUACCAGGAUGUCAUUGUAUUUAAAAGUGCAACAUAUGGCAAUGUUUUGGUGUUAGAUGGUGUAAUUCAAUGUACAGAGAGGGAUGAAUUCUCGUAUCAAGAGAUGUUAGCUCAUAUACCACUGAAUUCACACCCUAAACCUAGAAAGGUGUUGAUUAUAGGUGGAGGUGAUGGUGGUAUAUUAAGGGAGGUUGUCAAACAUCCAGAUGUUGAGCAGGUGGACCAAUGUGAAAUUGACGAGAAAGUAAUAGAAGUCUCCAAAAAGUAUUUGCCUGAAAUGGCAAAGAGUUACUCUAGUCCAAAGUUGAAGUUGCAUGUUGGCGAUGGUUUUGAGUACAUGAAGAAACACCAGGGAGAGUAUGAUGUCAUCAUUACAGAUUCUUCCGAUCCUGAUGGACCAGCAGAGUCAUUAUUUAAGCAGUCAUAUUAUGAGCUGAUGAAAACAGCAUUAAAACCUGAUGGUAUGCUCUCAUGUCAAGGUGAGUGUUUGUGGCUUCACAUGGAUCUCAUCAAAAAAAUGCUGACAUUCUGCAAGAAUCUGUUUCCUGUAACUGAUUACGCCUUCACAACUAUACCUACCUACCCUAGUGGUCAAAUUGGAUUUGUACUGUGCAGUAAAAAUCCUGAUACAGUAUUCAGAGAACCUAUACGUAGGCUAAAUGAUGUAGAAGUUCAGCAAAUGGAUCUCAAAUAUUACAACACAGAUAUUCACAAAGCUGCCUUUGUUCUACCAGAGUUUGCAAGAAAGGUUUUGAGAAGCCAAGAGUCAGUAAACGGGUCCAACAAUGGUGAAGCUAACGGGUCUAACUAGUCUGUGGAUAUCCUAUUGAAUUUCUCACUCACCAAUUAAUCAAGAUAGGAAAAAUGGUUACAGUCAUUGCAUAAAACAGUAUUAAUAUUUUAGGUUAAGGGUGUUUAUUUCAUAGCUUUUCAUUGAGAUAGUAUGUCAGAAGCAUACAUACACACACAUAAAAAUAGAUUGGAUAGAUACAAACAGAGUGGCAAUGUGAAAAAUACAUUUAUUAGCUCAUCUGAUUUUUUGAAAAAAAAUGAUGAGUUAUUGUCAUCACUUGAGCGGUUGUCGGCGUCGGCGUCUGCGUCGGCGUUGCCUGGUUAAGUUUUAUGUUUAGGUCAGCUUGUCUCCUAAACUAUCAAAGCUAUUGCUUUGAAACUUGGAAUACUUGUUCACCAUCAUAAGCUGACCCUGUAUAGCAAGAAACAUAACUCCACCUUGCUUUUUGCAAGAUUUAUGGCCCCUUUUGUACUUAGAAAAUAUCAGAUUUCUUGGUUAAGUUUUAUGUUUAGGUCAACUUUUCUCCUAAACUAUCAAAGCUAUUGCUUUGAAACUUGGAAUACUUGUUCACCAUCAUAAGCAGACCCUGUACAUCAAGAAACAUAACUCCAUCUUGCUUUUUGCAAGAUUUAUUGCCCCUUUUGGACUUAGAAAAUCAGUUUUCUUGGUUAAGUUUUAUGUUUAGGUCAGCUUUUAUCCUAAACUAUCAAAGCUAUUGCUUUAAAACUUGCAACACUUGUUCACCAUCAUAAGUUGACCCUGUAUAGCAAGAAACAUAACUCCGUCCUGCUUUUUGCAAGAUUUAUGGCCCCUUUUUGACUUAGAAAAUAUCAGAUUUCUUGGUUAAGUUUUAUGUUUAGGUCAACUUUUUCUCUUAAACUAUCAAAGCUAUUGCUUUGAAACUUGCAACACUUGUUCACCAUCAUAAGCUGACCCUGUACAGCAAGCAACAUAACUCCAUCCUGCUUUUUGCAAUAAUUAUUGCCCCUUUUGGACUUAGAAAAUCAUUUUCUUGGUUGAGUAUUAUGUUUAAGUCAACUUUUCUCAUAAACUAUCAAAGCUAUUGCUUUAAAACUUGCAACAGUUUUUCACCAUCAUAAGUGGACACUGUACAUCAAGAAACAUAACUCUAUCCUGCUUUUUGCAAGAAUGAUGGCCCUUUUUAGACUUAGAAAAUCAUGGGUAGGACAAUAUUUCUAUUACACAAAAAAAAUCAGAUGAGCGUCAGCACCCGCAAGGCGGUGCCCUUGUUUGGCAUUGUGAUAUUUUUGAAUUCUGUUAAAAUGUCAUUUAUUUGUGAUUAUCAAUAGCAACUGGGAAGUUAAUAUCCAGACUUCAUCUAGCCAACUUUUACAUGUAUAUUCAACAGAAUGUCUUCAUGCCUAUAUAGUCCACAUCUGUCUUCAGUGAAACUCUUUACAUCAUUUGUAUUUCAUUUGCUGUGGAUUAUAUGUUUAUAUUGACCAAGUAGUGUAACAUUCCUGAAGUAGUAAUACUUUAUUGACCAUGCUUGUUUACAUUCAUUAGGUCGUCAUAUAAGAUAUAUUUUAUAGAACAUUGUUUAUACUGGAAACCAUGCAUUGUGAGACUAUAUUAGAACAUGCUUUGCUUCAGCAAACACAAUUUGUGGACAGUUUGUCAUUUUACAGAUUCAUAAAAUAAAGCAUCGAUUUUAAACUUUAGAAAUGAGAGAAAAAUACAGAAUUGGAAAUAUAAGAUACCAUCAGCUGUUGCAGAAACUUAUGUUUGGAUAUGAAAUACAUAAAUUAAUUCGAAAGAAUGUUUUGUCAGCCAAUGUGUUGUAUAUGUAAUAUAAAAACUACAAAAACCUUAAUCCGUGUCUUAAUUACACUGUAGAAUUCAAGAGUUAAAAAUCAGUUUCCAGUUGUUUUUUUUUUUUGUUUUUUGUUGUUGUUUUUUCAGUAGAGUACUUUGUCAAUUUAUGGAGAGGGUUGUAACAUUUGUAAAUGUUCAUAUAUUCAACCACAAAAUAUUGUAACAUGUUUAACUGUAUGGAACUGAAAACUUGUCUCAUUAUUUAUCAAUAUCAAUAUAUUGAAACUUUGAUUAACUUAUUUCGGGUUUUUUUUUUGCAGUACAAGAAUAUACUAUGGAUUUUUCAAGGACUUGAUAAGAAGUUUUUGAUUAUUCUAGUGAUUCUACUAAGUCUUUUUGAAUUUUUUAACUGUAAACCUACAUUUAUAUGCUUUUACAUUAUUUAGAUAAGCAUUAACUGUGCAAUGAUUGUUGACUCUACCUACAAGUAUGAUUUUAAAUACAGAUUUAUUUUGAACGUAU